Messenger RNA from Lynx canadensis (Canada lynx), 4928 nucleotides. RefSeq names its product cyclin dependent kinase 17 (gene CDK17). Bases 135 to 1676 code for a protein of 513 amino acids. Lineage: Eukaryota; Metazoa; Chordata; Mammalia; Carnivora; Felidae. Gene Ontology annotation, molecular function: ATP binding; protein kinase activity. The record is from RefSeq and is a predicted model, not a curated record. The transcript is spliced from 17 exons. Gene Ontology annotation, biological process: protein phosphorylation. Gene Ontology annotation, cellular component: nucleus; cytoplasm.
AACGAAAACGAAAAGAAAAGAAAAGGAAAAAAGAAAGAAAAGAAAAAAAGAAAAAGAAAAGAAAUCCUUUCUGAGCGUAGUCCAUUUUGGAAGCUCAUCUAUUAAGAAUUUUCAAGUCACAUUCAGUUGAUAGGAUGAAAAAAUUCAAGAGAAGGCUAUCCCUCACUCUUCGAGGAAGCCAAACUAUUGAUGAAUCAUUGUCUGAAUUGGCGGAACAAAUGACUAUUGAAGAAAAUAGCAGCAAGGAUAAUGAGCCUAUUGUGAAGAAUGGCAGGCCUCCAACCUCUCACAGUAUGCAUUCCUUCCUCCACCAGUACACAGGAUCCUUCAAGAAGCCCCCGUUGCGGAGACCACAUAGUGUUAUUGGAGGAAGCCUUGGAUCCUUCAUGGCAAUGCCCAGAAAUGGAAGCCGACUAGAUAUUGUUCAUGAAAAUCUAAAAAUGGGAUCAGAUGGUGAGAGUGACCAAGCUUCUGGGACAUCAUCUGAUGAAGUACAGUCACCUACGGGUGUUUGUCUUAGAAAUCGUAUACAUAGACGGAUCUCAAUGGAGGAUUUAAAUAAACGGUUAUCAUUGCCUGCAGAUAUCAGAAUACCUGAUGGGUAUCUUGAAAAGUUACAGAUAAACAGUCCACCAUUUGAUCAACCAAUGAGCCGAAGGUCUCGUAGAGCUUCUUUAUCAGAAAUUGGGUUUGGAAAAAUGGAAACCUAUAUCAAAUUGGAAAAACUUGGAGAGGGUACAUAUGCAACAGUAUAUAAAGGAAGAAGUAAAUUGACAGAGAAUUUGGUGGCGUUAAAAGAGAUCCGGUUGGAACAUGAAGAAGGUGCACCCUGCACAGCUAUAAGAGAAGUUUCACUAUUAAAGGAUCUAAAACAUGCAAAUAUAGUAACCUUACAUGACAUUGUUCACACAGAUAAAUCUUUGACUCUGGUAUUUGAAUAUCUGGAUAAAGAUCUAAAACAGUACAUGGAUGACUGUGGAAACAUCAUGAGUAUGCACAAUGUAAAGCUGUUUUUGUACCAAAUUCUACGUGGUUUGGCAUAUUGCCACAGAAGAAAGGUAUUGCACCGAGACUUGAAACCACAGAACCUACUCAUUAAUGAAAAAGGAGAAUUAAAGCUAGCAGAUUUUGGGCUAGCCAGAGCCAAGUCAGUUCCCACAAAGACCUACUCAAAUGAAGUCGUCACACUGUGGUACCGGCCGCCUGAUGUGCUUCUUGGUUCCUCAGAGUACUCAACACAGAUUGACAUGUGGGGUGUUGGUUGCAUUUUCUUUGAAAUGGCUUCUGGAAGACCUCUAUUUCCAGGAUCAACUGUGGAAGAUGAACUGCACUUAAUUUUCCGACUGCUAGGAACACCAUCUCAGGAAACUUGGCCGGGUGUUUCUUCAAAUGACGAGUUCAAGAACUACAACUUUCCAAAAUACAAACCACAGCCUCUCAUUAACCAUGCACCCAGGUUAGACUCUGAAGGAAUCGAGUUGAUAACAAAAUUUCUUCAGUACGAAUCUAAGAAACGGGUUUCAGCAGAAGAGGCCAUGAAGCAUGUGUACUUUCGAAGUCUGGGACCAAGAAUACAUGCUUUACCUGAAAGUGUAUCAAUAUUCAGUUUGAAAGAGAUUCAGUUGCAAAAGGACCCGGGUUUUCGAAAUUCUUCUUAUCCAGAGACAGCUCAGUAAUUCUUCAGAGAGAAAUCUGACUCAGUCAAGUCAGGGAUCCUGAAAGCUGCAGAUGGCACAAAGACCUUUUACAAGUGGCCUGGCUUGAUCACUGCACACGCCAUUCCUGGUACCUGAGGCAGAAGACACAUCUUAUGCUUCCCUAGUCAUCAGGUUCAUCACUUCGAAGCAUAGAAGCUGUAGACUGACCCCAUCAACAAAAGGGUCAUUUCAGACAGUGCUGAUCACUCUUACGUGGAAGAUUAGUUUUUGCUGGUGGGAACAUUAGCUUCCUAGAGUCACCAAAUACUGUAUGUGGGAUAAAACUGAACCUUGAACUGCCUCAUAAAAUGACUUUAUAUUUUAGGACAUGGGAAGAACAGAAGACAGAGCAUGCUCUUUUAAAUCUGAUAACAUGGUUUCAAGCCCAGCCCCCAGCCUUUCUUAUCAAUCAAGGACUCAGAUCUGAAGGCAAUUAUUUCUUUUGGUGGACUUGGAAUCUCCGUUUGUCUACACUGUCCUCUUCACAGUGGAGUCUUUUUAUUUCAGACCUACAGAUUGUUUUUAUAUUUGUUGUCACAGUGUGACAAUUUUUUUGUACAGUUGGUUUUAAGGUCUUCUCUGCCAUUAGAGCCAGUAGGUUACAGCUAUUGAUGUAACUGUAGCUGCAAUUUUUGUGCAGGACUGAGAAACACAGUGCAUUAUUUAUUGCGGAAUCAUUGCUGCUAAAUAACUACUGUCUGUUUAUUUAACACAACAGUUAAAUGCCUGAAGAAGUUGCAGUGGCUUUAUUAGAUGUGAAUGCAUCUGUUUCUCCCCAUGAAUUGUUUUACUGCUGCAUUUCUUGUUUGUUUUUAAAAUUAAACUGCAGUGUUUCCUGGAAUGUAAGUUUAGCUUUGCUUAACAGUAAAAUAAGUGAGCCAUCUUGAACACUCUAAGUUCAUGCUGUAUAAUCUUUCAUUGAACAUCAGCAAAUAGAGUAGCUAAAAAAUUGAUGAGUACAUCAUGUUUAGAAAAGCAUGUGAUGCAGAGGUUGAUUCAAGCAAGUGAAUACCUGACAUGGGGAUCUCACAUUAGAUACCAGUAAUUUAAAGCACCAAAAUUAUUUAUUUUUACCUUGCCUCAUUUUAGAAAUAUUUACUGCAUAUUAUUGGAUAUGUGUAUACUAAUACACUUACCUAUUUUACAUUGUGCUUUAAUUUAGUUAAAACUAAACCAUACAAGUCCAGUGAAAUAUGUGAGGUCUUGUUUUCAUUUUAAAUACAGUUCUUUUAUUAGAAAGGAUGAUACUUUUGGGGGGAGCCAUUUAUUUCAUUUGGGGGCUGUCUAUAUGCGUGUGUUUUAAUAACAUUCACUUGGAAUCAGCUAAAAGCUGUAAUAUGUCUUUGAAAUGAGCCAUGAUAAAUACAAAUGACAGAAAGGAGAACUGAGGAUUGUUUUAAAGCAUUGUAGGUAUCAAUGUGUUUAUCAGAGAUAGUAAAUAUUACAGUUUCAAUUAUGCAUCUCUUUGAACAUCAUAAACACGCCUUGGUGUUGGUAAGUGUUUUAAGCAUUUGUGUUAACUUUUAAGGACUAUUUGUUUAGUGCAUCUUACAAACUACAAAUCUUAAUUGGUAUAUUUUGAAAUGGUCAUGUAAAUUUUUGGCUUAUAUAUCAUGAAAAUAAUCAUAACUUAAUUUUUUUCCUGAUAUUCACUGUAAAACAUUCAGGGGUCCUACCAUUUCUGUUCAGGAAAUCUUGUAGUUUAUUGUUAUUUAACAGUAUUAAGUGAAUUUUUGUAUAUUUCAUUUUAACUUUAUUUGUGAAUAGUGAUUGUGGCAUGUUUGGGUGUUAUUUUAAUAUUUCAUGAGACAGAAAUUUUAAUUUUUAAAAAAAAUUUUCUGGAAGAAACAGAUUCAUGUGUAAUGGUGAAUAUUGGACCACUACUGCUUUUCACAUUUGUAAAUUGGUUUUAUGUUAAACCCUGUAGCCUAACAAACUGCUGUUAUUUCUAACUGACAGACAUGUAUUAAUAUUGUACUUUGAAGGUUAUAAAUAUUAUGUGGAAAUUCCUCCAUUUUGUUUUGAAAUUUAUAAUAACAAGAUCUUCAUGUUGUUAAAAUGUGGUUUUGUUGAGUCACCGUUCUUUCUGGGGGAAGAAGGCUGUGCAGAAUGGGAUCAUUUUCCUUUAUGGGUUUCAUUUUUAAGAGAAUGAAGUCUCACUGUGUCAGUAAUGAUAUUUAAUUUAUAUUUGUGCUGGCUGUUCAUUUAGUAAUCUCUACCAUAAUUUUAUAGGAUAGCACUCUUCAAUUAUAAAGUUGUCACAUUUUUCAUUUUAUAGGUUACAAAAAUGUUUUGCAAAUUUUAUAUAUUUAUCCAUAAGUUUGAUAUUCUUGCAGAUAAAACAUGAAAAAAUAUAUCCAGUAGUUAUAUAAAAUUCUUCUUCCUAGGAAGUCCUAGGGAUGUUUCUUCAUUUUAUUAAGGAAUUUGGUAUUUUUUUUUGAUACUUGAGCACCACCAUUCAGAUCCUGAAAACUUUGCAAUGAAGAGAAUUGAAAUGUAGAGAUUUUGAACCUUGAACACUUAUGAUUCAUCUUAAACUGACAUGGUUUUAAAGGUAAGAGAGGAUGCGUUUUUGUUUUCCUUCCAAAUGAUGCUAUUAACACACAUUGAAUAUGUCACUCUAGGUGUGUAGAAGUCGUUCCAUUCUAUCUGGUGCUUUAUUAUAUUUGAAAGACUACUUGUUAACAUGUUAUAAUAAUUUGUCGUUUGGGCCCAGGACAAUUCGUGAGGUUGAGGCUGGUUUAUCUUGCCAUUUUUUUACCCAUUGUAAGUAUACAAUUUGGUGGCAUUGAUUAGAGUAUUGUACAGCAUUUACACUGUCUUUUUCCAUAAUUUUUCAUCUCUCCAAAUAGAAAUUCUAUACCCAUUAAGAGCAACCACCCCACUUCCCCCUCCCCACAGCCCCCCGUAACCUUUAAUGUGUAGGCAUAACUCAUUUUACUGCACUGCACUUUAUUGCGCUUUGCAGAUACUGUGUUUUUUUAAUGAAUUGAAGGUUUGUCGUAACCCUGCAUUGAGCAAGUCUGUGGGCGCCAUUUUUCCAACUGCAUUUGCUCACUCCAUGUCUCUGUGCUACAUUUGGUAAUUCUUGUAAUAUUUCAAGUUUUAUUAUUAUAUUUAUUAUGGUGAUUUGUGAUUAGUGAUCCUUGAUAUUAUCAUUGUAAUUGUUUUGGGGUGUCACAAUUCACACCCAUGUAAGACAGUGAACUUAAUAAAUGAUAAAUGUUGUGU